This is a messenger RNA of Photinus pyralis (common eastern firefly), 1573 nucleotides long. It is a transcript of the gene Hel25E, whose product is annotated as ATP-dependent RNA helicase WM6. Lineage: Eukaryota; Metazoa; Arthropoda; Insecta; Coleoptera; Lampyridae. The transcript has 8 exons. Gene Ontology annotation, molecular function: RNA binding; ATP binding; RNA helicase activity. Gene Ontology annotation, biological process: mRNA export from nucleus; mRNA splicing, via spliceosome. The coding region runs from base 160 to 1437 and encodes 425 amino acids. The record is from RefSeq and is a predicted model, not a curated record.
CCUAAAUUCCCCCACUCUGUUAUCGGAGAUGCUUAUAGCGCCAGAAUUUCAAAGCAAAGCCGCCAAGCCAAUCGGGUGAGCGUCAUUUCCUGUAGAAGCGUUGGUAGUGGCGUGUGUUGUUUGUUUGGCUUUCAUUGUAAUUUACAGAAAAACAUAAACAUGGCCGAUGCUGACGAUCUUUUGGAUUACGAAGACGAGGAAAAUCCAGAACAAAACUCCGCCGAAACACCGGCAGCGACUGAACAGAAAAAGGGCGUAAAGGGUACCUACGUCUCAAUUCACAGCUCCGGUUUUCGCGAUUUUCUGUUAAAACCGGAAAUAUUGCGCGCCAUUGUUGAUUGCGGCUUUGAGCAUCCUUCCGAAGUGCAACACGAAUGCAUUCCUCAAGCAGUAUUAGGCAUGGAUAUUCUAUGCCAAGCGAAGUCCGGUAUGGGAAAGACUGCAGUAUUUGUAUUAGCAACGUUACAACAGCUAGAACCCACUGAAAACGUUGUGUACGUUCUCGUCAUGUGUCAUACUCGCGAACUGGCCUUUCAAAUCAGUAAAGAAUACGAACGGUUUAGUAAAUAUAUGCCCACAAUUAAAGUUGGCGUUUUCUUUGGUGGUCUGCCCAUUCAGAAAGAUGAAGAACUAUUGAAAAGUAACUGCCCGCAUAUUGUUGUUGGGACUCCUGGUCGAAUUUUGGCUUUGGUCCGGUCGAAAAAACUUAACUUGAAGCAUAUAAAACAUUUUAUUUUGGACGAAUGCGAUAAAAUGUUAGAAUUGCUAGAUAUGAGGCGAGACGUUCAAGAAAUAUAUCGCAACACACCUCAUGGCAAACAAGUAAUGAUGUUCAGCGCCACCCUCAGUAAAGACAUUCGGCCGGUUUGCAAGAAAUUCAUGCAAGAUCCAAUGGAAGUUUAUGUUGAUGACGAAGCUAAACUAACAUUGCACGGAUUGCAACAGCAUUAUGUUAAGUUGAAAGAAAACGAAAAAAAUAAAAAACUAUUUGAAUUGCUUGACGUGCUCGAGUUCAACCAGGUGGUUAUUUUUGUUAAAUCUGUUCAGCGCUGCAUGGCUCUAGCUCAACUUUUGACAGAACAGAAUUUCCCCGCGAUUGGGAUUCACCGAGGUAUGACGCAGGAAGAGCGUUUGUCUCGUUACCAACAGUUUAAAGAUUUCCAAAAGCGUAUCUUGGUGGCGACAAAUUUGUUUGGGCGUGGUAUGGACAUAGAGAGAGUGAAUAUUGUAUUUAAUUACGAUAUGCCAGAAGAUUCCGACACAUAUCUUCAUAGAGUCGCUCGCGCAGGGCGAUUUGGUACCAAAGGUUUGGCUAUCACGUUUGUGUCUGAGGAAAGCGAUGCAAAGAUCCUAAAUGAAGUUCAGGAUCGAUUCGACGUAAAUAUUACCGAGUUACCGGAUGAAAUAGAUUUAAGUUCUUACAUUGAAGGACGAUAAACUGUCAUUUAGUGAACCUACUGAUUAGCUAUAAGGAUAUUUUAGAUACAUUGUGAUUGACAUAAGUUGUCCCUGUAAAGAUUGACUUUUUUUAAUGUGUCCGUUUAUUUUUGAAUAAAAUUAAUUUGCCCUUGGA